Messenger RNA from Naegleria gruberi, 684 nucleotides. RefSeq lists its product as uncharacterized. Gene Ontology annotation, molecular function: acyltransferase activity, transferring groups other than amino-acyl groups. The record is from RefSeq and is a predicted model, not a curated record. The transcript has a single exon. The coding region runs from base 1 to 684 and encodes 227 amino acids. Lineage: Eukaryota; Heterolobosea; Eutetramitea; Acrasida; Naegleriidae.
AUGGAAAUCACAAAGAUUAAUGAUUAUAUUUUCAAAAUUUCUAAUCAAAAGAGACAAACAAAUGAGACUGAUGUUUCUUUCGAGUGGUUCAUCUUGAGAAUGGAUUAUUCGAGUGCAGAGACAGAUGGCUUGAUUUAUUUUGACUUUCUCGUGAGAAAUCAAACAUUCCUCAAAGUACACCUUCCUCACUAUCCGAAUGAGGCCUAUGAAAACUUGAGCUGGAGUGUGAAUAGAAUGAAAAGAUUAUCCUCAGCUCACAAUUACUUUGUUCUUGUCAAGAGUGAACAAACACCUUCCUAUAUUGAAAAGGUAAAUCAAUCAGAACCUGUGUUUGAAUUCUUGAAGGAUAAACUCACUAUUGGAGUUUGUGGAGGGUUUACUGGUGGUAAGACAGAGUUUGAUUUAAUGGAGGUGGGUUAUGCUCUCGAUGAAAAGUUUCAAUCUCAUGGUAUUGUUUCCAAUACUUUAAAAUUCAUUAUUGAGAAGGCCUUUAAAGAAGUUUCCUCCCUAAAUCUCAUCAAGCUCGUAUGUAAUGACUAUAAUGUGAAGAGUGCAGCUGUUGGAAAGAGACUGGGUUUUACAUUCAAUGAGGAAGAAUCUGAAAAGGCAAGUAAGGAAGAUAAUGUAGCUCUCCAUUGUUUCACAAUGACCAGAGAAGAAGCAACCAAACUCUUCCAAUUGUGA